Messenger RNA from Alosa alosa (allis shad), 4988 nucleotides. RefSeq names its product chondroitin sulfate synthase 2-like. NCBI's taxonomy places the organism in Eukaryota, Metazoa, Chordata, Actinopteri, Clupeiformes, Clupeidae. Gene Ontology annotation, cellular component: Golgi cisterna membrane. The transcript has 5 exons. Gene Ontology annotation, molecular function: glucuronosyl-N-acetylgalactosaminyl-proteoglycan 4-beta-N-acetylgalactosaminyltransferase activity. The coding region runs from base 367 to 2691 and encodes 774 amino acids. The record is from RefSeq and is a predicted model, not a curated record.
ACGCCUUUGCUUGAACGAGGGGUCACGAUUUGCAGAUGGUCCUACAAGUGUUUGGUCGCAACGGGUGGAAUGUAAGUGGGUGGCAAACUGGCGAGCGUCUGUCUUGACUAGCUUGCCUGCCAUCCGUUGGAUGCUGGGAGGGGCUUGAGCGGUGACACGUCAGAGACUAGCGGGGACAGAACGCGGUCUGUCUGGCCUCCUCCGCGCGAGUAUCGCUAGAUGGAAGAAUUUGGGGAGGGGGCAGCAGCAGCAGCGUCCGUAGGUCACCUCUGAAAGCAUCCCCGACCCAUCACAAUCGUUCGCUAGAGAGUGCGUCCGCAGAAAGGGCAGAUAUAACAACAGCGUUUGGAGCCCCGCACGGCCAGCAUGAGAUUCUCGAUGUUGAUCUCUCUCAUCAGGCCGAUAGGUCCGGUUAUCGUCGGCAUCUCGCUGGGAUUCACCCUGAGUUUGCUCAGCGUCACUUGGGUGGACGAGUCGUGCGAGUCGGACGGUAUUGCCGCCUCGGAAGACAUUUUGCUGGGCCAGCCGGGAAGUCUGAAAGGAGCCCGAAAGCCUAGCUCGAUCUCCACCAGCACCACCGAAAAUGGGGACGCCGAGGAGGACUUCGAGCCGAGAAUAGUGCCUUACACGAAGCCAGCUCAGCCUGGCCAGCCCAAGAAAGUUUUCAGGGCCAAGUAUGCCAGUACAGAACUGGGCAUCAGGGAGCGGCUCUUCGUCGGAGUCCUCACCUCCAAGGCCACGCUGAAUUCCCUGGGUGUGGCUGUCAACCGCACCCUGAGCCACCACUUGGACGGCCGGCUGGCAUUCUUCACCGGCGGCCGCAACCGCAAGGUGCCGCAUGGCAUGCUCGUGAUCACCCACGGCGACGAGCGGCCCGUCGUCGGCAUGUUCCAGACGGUCAGCUUCCUGCUCGAGCACCACGUUGACGACUUUGACUGGUUCUACCUGGUCCAGGAUGACGUCUACACGCAACCGGACCGGCUCAAGGCGCUGGUGGACCACCUGAGCAUGGGUCGUGAGCUGUACAUGGGCCGGCCGGAGGAGUUCAUCGGAGGGGAGGGACAGAGCAGGUUCUGCAGUGGGAAGGUCGGGUACCUGCUCUCGCGCGCCCUCCUCCUAAAGAUCAAGCCCUUCCUGGAUCACUGCCGUGACGACAUCGUCAGUGUGCGGCCGGACGAGUGGCUCGGCCGAUGCAUCAUCGACUACACCAACACCAACUGUGUGGACGAGCUGGAGGGUCUGCAGUACAACUACUUUGCGUUGGAGCCAACCUUCGAUCUGAGUCAGGAGGAGAGCAGAGCUUUCCAGAAUGCCCUGUCCGUCCACCCUGUGUUCAAACCCGAUCAGAUGUAUCGCUUGCAUAAGCACUUCACUGAGAUCGAACUGCAGAGAACCUAUGAGGAGAUUGAGAAACUACAGGCAGAGAUAAAGAAUGUGAGUGAGGUAGCCGUGGAUGGGAACCGCAGUGCGCACUGGCCCAUUGGCGUGUCACCUCCCUUUGAGCCAAAGACGCGCUUCGAGGUCCUGCGUUGGGACUACUUCACCGAGGAGCAGCUGUACGCCUGCACUGACGGCUCGCCUAAGUGUCCACUAGAGGGUGCUGACCGUCUGGACGUGGACGACAUCAUCCAGACGGCGGUGGCCGAGCUCAACCGCAAGUACGCGCCGACGCUGCACCUGUCCAAGAAGCGGCUCAUCAACGGCUACCGGCGCUUCGACCCGACGCGCGGCAUGGAGUACACGCUGGACCUGCAGCUGGACGCGCGCACCGAGGCCGGACACAGCGGCCCGCUGGUGUGUCGCGUGCACCUGGUGCGUCCGCUCAGCCAGGUGGAGAUCAUCCCCAUGCCCUACGUGACAGAGGCCACCCGCGUCCACGUGCUGCUACCGCUGGUCAGCUCGGAACGCGCCGUAGCGCUGCACUUCCUUGACCUGUACGCGUCCAACCUGUUCGAGACGGCCGAGAACGCCGUGCUCACCUUCCUGUUCAUCUACGACCCGCUUGAGGCGCAGCGCGUGGCCCAGAGCGACAUCUUCGCCGAGGUCAAGGCCAAGGUGGCGGCAUACGAGCGCAAGUAUCCAUCGGUCAAGGUGCCCUGGAUCAGCGUAAAGACGGAGAGCCCGGCACUGCUUCGUGUGCUGGACAUCGUCUCGCGGAAACACCCGGUCGACACGCUCUUCUUCUUGGCCAUGCCGGACACAGUGGUCACCACCGAGUUCCUCAACCGCUGCCGGAUGAAUGCUAUCAGUGGCUGGCAGGCCUUCUUCCCCAUGCACUUCCAGGACUACGACCCUGAGGUGGCCUAUCACGAUCAGCCGCCACCGGCCUCUCCAGACCUGGUGCGCGAGGCCGGGCACUUUGACCGCUACACCUUCGAUGAGGCCUGCUUUUACAACGCAGACUACAUGGCAGCCAGGACACACAUGGCUGCGGACACCCAAGAGAGCCGGGACAACGACGAUCUUCUGGAAACGCUGGACGUCUAUGACGUGUUUGUCCGCUACUCCGGCUUGCACGUUUUCCGCGCCGUGGAACCGGCUCUGCACCAGCGCUACCGGAACCGCACCUGCAACCCGCGUCUGAGCGAGGACUCGUUUCACCGCUGCGUCCAGAGCACGCUGGAGGGCGUGGGCGCGCGGUCGCAGCUGGCCACGCUGCUGUUCGAGCAGGAGGCGGGGAACAGCACCUGAGACCGCACACCUUGCUCCGCCUGAGCAGAACCAUGCCGUCCUGAACGUGCCCCACUUUGACUCUACACUCCACACAAUAGUGGUGGGACACGUUUCAUACACACACACGCACACACACACACACACACACACACACACACACACACACACACACACACACAUAAAAAAACUGCAGCAUGAACAUGGUCAAGCACUGCCACUGUUACUCAAUGCAACUGACUCCCCAUGCUUUCAACACGUGUUCAAGAAGGAGCACCUGUUUCAGCAGGACACCAUAAUUACGCCUCUCCGCACAGAGCCAGGUGGCACACCUGUUUUCUCACUCUCUCUCUCUCUCUCUCUCUCUCUCUCACUUGGACAUGGCCACAUAACUUUACUGCAAUUUCAUACAUACCAGGGAUACCUACUCGAAUGUGUGCGUGCCACAUAUUUUUUGUACUCUAGCCACAGCCUUGGCCACUAAAAGCUUUAAUCUCCACUAUUCUGAGCGCUCUCCUUGACGCGUACAAACACAACACAAGUGCCCUGGAUUACAGGCGUCCUCCCUUGACUCCUAUUCACUUUCCCGCUGAAUAAGACUUCAGCAGAACGGAGAUGAAAGGAGCCGUGACGGGGUUGCCAGGUCUGACGGGUUGCCAGGUUUGAGGCUCAGUGGCUCAGCUGACCGCUUAGCCUCAGCUGGUAAGUGCCACCUCAGCCAAGAGUGAUGGUCAGCACUUUUUUGCAGCCCUAAUGGAGAGACAGAAGGCAAAGCGAAGGGGCAGCACACACAGAGAACAUUCUGGAAGCUGAGGUCCAUGAAGGGUUGGUCAGCAGGAGCGCAAGGAGUGUGAAGGAAUGCAGAACAGCAUGAUGGGGGUGAAAGUGGGGUUGGGGUGGGAGGACUCCAGCUGUCUUUAGUAGUUGGCAAAAGUGAAGUGAAAAGUUAUCAGUUUGCUACACACACACACUUUCGUUUUGACUUUCGGUUGGCCUCAUGGAGAUGUAUUUCACCAUAAUGCUGUGGUUGACUGUAGAGCAGUGGUUGCUGGUGGCAGCUACAGCUUUUGCCCCUAUAUAGUAGCCAACUCUCAAAUGGAUCCAGGCCACAUGUGGCCCUGAUGUGAGCCUCAUCUGGGCCAGAUCCAUUCCAGACUAAGCAGCUAUCUGGGAAAAGCAUUUGUUUCAUAUUGCCCUAAAUUAUCAGUGCCUUUCAAUCUAUGUGGGGCUUCUCCUCCAGGCUGCUGUUAUUCUAUGUAAAUUAGAAAGAAGAAUACAAGAAUUGUUUGUUUGUGUGUGUAUAUGUGUGUGUGUGUGUGUGUGUGUGCGUGCCAGCUUUUCACAGCUGUGUGUGUGUGUGUGUGUGUGUGUGCAUGCGUGUGUUUGUGCUUGAGCUUCAGUGUCAAAUAUACAUGUAAAUGUGUGUGGUUCUAAGGUGAUUAGAGUUUGUAAGAGAUUGCACAACGUGGAGUUCAAACUCUACUUAACAAGUGUGUUAAGAUUCAUCCCUUAAUAACUUGGGUAGAAAAAACAUCUGUGGGUCCAGUUUAUGUGGUAAAAUGCUUCUCCCAGUACCAACAUGUGGUGGUCUCCCACUUAUUCUGGUGAUUUUACAGUACAUUACCUUCUACGGCUGUUCAUUUUGAGUACAUAAUUACUAUUAUUAGACCCCUGUGUGCAACGGCUCACACUUGUUAUCUGCCAUGGUCUCUAUGGAAUGUAAAAUGUGUGUUAAAGGAGUACUUUAGCUGGAGGAAUAAAUGACACAGACUUUCCAUUCACCUCUCAUCCAGAACACGUGAUACCUUAAAUUGAUCCGUCUUCCAACCUUUGUUGAAGCAAUGAAGGGUCGUGGCUCCAAGGUGGCAUUUGUUUAGGAGUUUUACAAUACAAUGUAAAAUACACCUAAUUGUGGUUUGGCUUUAGAUGAAUGGAAAUCUAUGUUCAAACGAUUUCUCACCAGACUUGACCAAAAAAAAACAAAAAACCUGUUUGGAGGCACUUUUAAUACUAUUUCUCAAUUAUGACAGUUUCCAACUAUUGAAGAAUGGUUUAUGGUAUUAUUUCAGACCGACCAACCCAAAGGCAAUCUGUUAAAUAAAUUAUGCUGAAAGAGAUUUUAUGAUGUGGAUAUUCCCAGCACUGGGGCCCCCAAAGAAUCUGGUGUUGUCGCUCUAUAAAUAUUAUGUAUAGUGAUGUGAAAUAUAUAUAUAUAUAUUAUAUAUAUAAAUAUAAAUGUUAAAUAUUUACUUGUAAAGGUGACAUUUUUUCGUAAAUCUGAGAACUUGUUAUUAUAAAUAAACCAUAUUUAUUACAAA